Molecule: messenger RNA, 5543 nt
Organism: Sphaerodactylus townsendi
Lineage: Eukaryota; Metazoa; Chordata; Lepidosauria; Squamata; Sphaerodactylidae
Gene: GCNT4
Product: glucosaminyl (N-acetyl) transferase 4
Exons: 4
Coding region: 2125-3510 (461 amino acids)
Cellular component (GO): membrane
Molecular function (GO): acetylglucosaminyltransferase activity
Source: RefSeq, a predicted model, not a curated record
CCUCGGCUGCAGGGAGGGCUGUGCAAACCAGCACGGCGGGCGGGUCCAAACUGGAAGUUCUCACGUCGGAGCUGUUUCGGUUCCUGCUUCUGGGAAGGGGCCACCCCGCUCGUGCAGGAAACACUGGGCGGCCCUCCUUUCCCCACCACGUCAUGGGGUCCUCUCCUGCGCGGAAACCACCCUCUUCGCCCACAGACCUGCUGCGAGGCACAGCCAGGGAGGCGGCACGACGCGGUCCCACCGAGGCAGCAGGGGGCGGGGGCAUCGCCGUGUCCUCGCCAAAAUCUGCCUCCUCCUCCCUUCCCUGGCGCGCGGCGGCGGCGGCGGCGGCGAACUCCAGCGGCCCGUCGCCACUUUUCUAAAGGGGAGGAAACUUUGUCCGCGCCUUGUUGCUCGAGGCUUUCUGGGGGUCAUUCGCCUGCAAGAGGAAGCCGCAAAAGGCAACACGCACCGCUGGGGCUGUGGGGCGAAGAAGCGCCUGCUGGAUGCCACCCGGUGAGGGCUCGGCCAAAGAGCCGAGGUCCUUUGCAGGGCCGGGUCCCCAGUGGCGGGACUGAAAGCUGCUGUUUGCCGAUCCCAAAACUGCUAUCAGAGAGUACCACACGACACCAGAGAGGAGACACGAGGUGGACGACAUCAUGUGAGACAGCAGAUAGGUAGCAAAAUGUAACCAAACUUACAGUAAUGUAGACGUGUAACAGGAAAGAAAGGACUUCUUAUUUUAUCUCCAUGUAACCCUCCUUUAUAGUUAGUAAACUCAUAUAUAAAAAAACAACUGAGAAUCUGUGUCUUCUGUUCUAUUCUGCUAAGAUUCUGUUAAUAUUCUGAAAGCCAGUGUGGCGUAGUGGUUAAGAGCAGGUGCACUCUAAUCUGGGGAACCGGGUUUGAUUCCCUGCUCUGCCACUUGAGCUGUGGAGGCUUUCAGUUUGUCCAGUUCCUUGUGGUGGCCAUUUUGUGGUGAGACCUCCUGACUACCUUAGCAUUCUAAAAGCACCCAUGGAGUCAAUAAGAUUGAAGACUACUGAUGCUCAUACUCAUGAUUUGAGAUCAAAGCACCCCAAAAGUUAUCAAAAAACUGAAAAGGGACAACAUUUUGAAACAUGGCUUCUUGUUUUGUCAUCCUGUCAUUUAACACUUGAUAACGUGUCUUUCAGAAUUUCCUUCGCUUUCAGUAUUUCCUGAUUUAAUAUGACUUUCAUGGCAAAAAGGCUUUCAUGCUCUCACUCCAAACAGUACUUGUCUGACUCGCAACAGAAACGUGAACGUUUCUAGUUCUUUCUGGUUUGUGAAUAUCAAGGACGAGAUUUAUGGAUCAAGUUAAUCUAGAUUUAUGGAUCAAGUUAAUGAGAUUGCAGAUGCCUUAGCAGACCAGGUGCUCGGGAGCAGCAGCAGCAGAAAGCCAUUGCUUUCACAUCCUGCAUGUGAGCUCCCAAAGGCAUCUGAUGGGCCUCUGCAAGUAGCAGAGUGCUGGACUAGAUGGACUCUGCAAGUCCAGAGUGCUGGACUAGAUCAGACUCUGGUCUGAUCAAGCAGGCUCUUUCUUAUGUUCUUAUGACUAAACUUCUGGUUCAGCAUCUGACACAAUAAGGUAAACAAGGGUGUGGGCUAAAAUAUUAAACUGAUUCAAGUCAUAGGACGUCUUGUGAAAAUGCUGGUGCAGAAAAUUGCAUGAGCAGAAAUGAUAUGCUUCAUUAUUGAUUUGGUUAGUGAACUUAGAUUCUGUGUGUCGGACUAAAAGGAAUACUGUAUCCAGUUUUGUAUAUUUUAGAAAGUGGAAGACACCUUGAAUGCAAUUCAGAGGAACGAAGCAAAAACAGGGUCGUUUAGAAUUAAGGAAGAACAGCUGUUGUGUGACGGACCUGACUGGCUUGUCCUGAGAAAUGGGAAAUACAUUGCUGGUAGAUAAAAAAAAAGAAGUAUACGUUUUCUUUGUCACUUAAAAGAUGGCUGCAUACUUAACUGAAAUUUAAUGAACCAGAACUGCAUGAAAUUGAAGCAAAAUUGUUACAAAUAUCCUAAAGAUGGAGAAGACUGGUCUGUUCGUAAUCAGGUGGUUUAUAUGUUAACUGUAAACCGUUUUAUACUUCAUGAGAAAGGAAAGGCUGUAAAGAGACAUCUAAAAGAAUGAAGAGAUGUAAGUGGCUGUACAGAUACCCAACACGUCAAAGUCUCUUGAUCUUGGUUUUAACCAUAUGGCUGCUUUCACUACUGAAACUUCUCAACAUCGAGCAAUUGUUGUUCCCUCGCAAGGGUAUUUAUUUUGUAGAACCUUUUCUGAGCACCUCAUCAUUUCUGAAGAACAAGUACUCCUAUCCCAAAAAUCACUUGCAGUAUGACAUCAACUGUUCCUCCAUUUACAAUCAAGAGCCUGUAGAGAUUGGCAGGUCUUUAGAAAUUCAGAGAAAAGAGAUUAUCGAUUUGGAUGAUGAUGAUGUUGUAGCCAUGACUAGUGACUGUCAUGUAUACCGUAAAAUUAGAGAAUAUCACUUGAAGCCUGUUUCUCUGGAAGAGGAAAAAUUCCCUUUAGCCUAUUCUUUGGUGGUUCAUAAAGAUGCAGUGAUGGUUGAGAGGCUUAUCCAUACAAUAUACAGCAGUCAGAAUGUUUACUGUAUCCAUUAUGACCAAAAAUCAUCUGCCACUUUCAAACAUGCUUUGGACAAUCUAGCUAAAUGUUUUUCCAAUAUUUUUAUAGCAUCCAAAUUAGAGGUGGUGGAAUACGCCCAUAUUUCAAGACUUCAGGCAGAUGUAAAUUGUUUGUCUGAUCUAUUUAAGUCUUCUGUUUCAUGGAAGUAUGUAAUCAAUUUAUGUGGCCAAGACUUUCCUUUGCGUUCAAACUUUGAGUUGAUGACUGAACUCAAGAAAUUAAAUGGAGGAAAUAUGUUGGAGACGGUCAAGCCAAGCAAUAGCAAAAGGGAACGAUUUAUUUAUCACUAUGAACUUCGGAAAAUGCCUUAUGAAUACACAAAAAUGCCAAUGAAAACUAAUAUCUCUAAAGAACCGCCACCUCACAAUAUUAAGGUUUUUGUAGGCAGUGCUUAUUUUGUUUUAUGUCGAGAGUUUGUACAGUUCGUCCUCGAAAGUUCUGUCGUUCAAGAUUUUUUUGAAUGGUCAAAAGACACUUACUCUCCUGAUGAACAUUUUUGGGCAACCCUUGUUCGUUUACCUGGAAUACCUGGAGAGGUUUCAAGAGCAGCUCCUGAUAUCACAGAUCUUCAGAGCAAAACACGUUUGGUAAAAUGGAACUACCUUGAAAAUCACCUGUAUCCUCCUUGCACUGGUACACAUCUUCGUAGUGUGUGUAUUUAUGGAGCCGCUGAACUGAGAUGGCUCAUCAGCUAUGGGCAUUGGUUUGCCAAUAAAUUUGACUCCAAAGUAGAUCCUGUUUUAAUAAAAUGUUUGGCAGAAAAACUUGCAAAAAGGCAGAAGGAAUGGGUUGGUUUGUCUUCAGAAAAACUUUUUCUACACAAAACGUUUACAGGAGUUUCAACAGUACAGCUCACCCAUGUUUAGUUCUUGCAAGAAAAAAAAUAGUUGAGACACAUCAUGCUUCUCAUAACUAUCUUGAUGGAAUCCAGUUGCCUUUCUAUAGGUGUAACUAAAGAGAAAGUGUGUGAGAUGACAGAUGAGCUGCUUAGAGCCCAGGGAGCAGAUAUGGGAGCAGGGGGAAUGAGAGAUGAUUGGGAGAGAUUCCUCCCCUCUCAGCAAUAAAAAGUUACCAAUAGAGUGUGUUUCAGUUGGCCUUCACCCAGUGCUUUUCAGGCUUCCUGAACUUCUUUUGAACUUGCUCUAACUUCUAAUCCUCUCCAGACAACAUUGGUAAGUGUCCUGCAAAAAUUUGUGGAAUUGGUUUCUCAUCUGAAACUGGCAUAUUGGAAGAAAUGAUCAGUAUAUCUUUUUCCAAAUCUGCAGGAUAGCUUUGAAAUAGAGUUUCUAGUGCAGAAGUCUUCAAACUAUGGCCCUCCAGAUGUUCAUGGACUACAAUUCCCAUCCGCCCCUGCCAGCAUGGCCAAGUGGCAGGGCUGAUGGGUAUUGUAGUCCAUGAAUAUCUGGAGGGCCAUAGUUUGAAGACCCCUGUUCUAGUGCUUAAAUUCCUCCUGUGUCCAGGGUAGAUUAAACUUACAGUAGGUAUUUCAGUUGUAGUCCUGUGACUAACCCUGUGGUGCCUAAAAACCAUACAAGCCUUCUCUGUACUAUAUGAUUUCCACCUACGUCUUGUACAAAUUUUUCAUUUUUGCUAAGAUUACAUUGUGCUUGUAAUGGUUCAGUUAGAUGCGAUACAGAUAUUCUCCCUCUAGGCUACCAUUACAAAGAAUCCACUGCUGCAGUUUAGCAUUACUGCAGUAUUCUAUCUGCCUGCUGAUACCACCAUUGCUAUAUGUGAGAUACUUUACUAUGGUGAGGAUGGUGAUUUGGACCCUACACUGGAAAUGGCUAAUGACAAGGCAUGCAGUUUCCCCAAACCUUCCAUCCUUUUAGUUCUUUCUAGACUGAUUGCUGCACUGCUAUUUUUGUGCAGCAUUUUUAAAGAGGGAAAAGAUUGUAAACCUGAUCAUAGCUUCCUUCAUCCAUGCAGCAGUGCCCUGAUUAUUAUGGAACACUUUCUGUUCUGUUUCACUGAUGAAUUUGCAUUUCCUCUUCAUUUUCAAACUCUUACCUUUCCGCUAAAAAGCUUGUUGCUCAUCACUACCAAGCAAAGCUGGUGCAAUAGAGGGCUUGAGGAAAUACAUCAUUGUGGAUGACGUCAGUUCCAUUGCUUUAAAAUAUAUAUAACAUGUACAUUCACUUAUUUAUAAACGCCUUGUUUGAAGGUGGUGAGGCAAGGUUAUAGGCAUGAAGAUCUCUAAAAUAUUUUGUCCUUAGAAAUGCUUGUACAAAUUACAAUCUCUCAAAAUCAAAAAUGUGCUCAAGGAAUGCCCUACCUAAGUGAAUCACACUGAGGUAGGUAUGUGGAAUUAACUCUCUUACUUUAAGGUAAAACCUAGCUGUGCCUUGUUUUUACUAUAGCUUUACCUCAGGAAAAUAGUUUUGUAGGCUUAAAUAAAUUUAAAUCAUGGAGAGCAUUCAUAAUGAUGACUGCUUAGUCUACUACCUCAAGAAAUAUAUGUAGGAUCUGUACCAAUCCAGGACUGGUGAAAAGUCUGAAAGAGAAUAAUUUACUUGAGUCCAAAGCUGGUUAACAUGAUGCCAUACAGGAGCCAAUUUCAUUGUUCCAAUAGUCAGCCAUUAGACAAGUUGGCAGCUGGAUGUUGUUGGCAAUUGCUCUUAAAAAUGGUGAAAUUAUUGCCCAACCUUUACCAAUCUUUGUUCUGUACAUACUUGCCUCUAAGUGUUUGAAUAUACAUGGUGUGAAAGUGUCCCCAUGUUCAAUUCAGCUGCUAUUUUUGCCAAGUGAAAGUCCCAUAGAUUGAAACACUGGUAUCUUUUUCUUGUAAAUCAUUGAAAUACACAACUUUUUAUUGUUGAACUUGCCUUUGGGGCAAAAUGUAUCAUGUAAAAAUGUUUCAAAUAUUUUAUAACACAUGAUAAAACCAAUAUAUUUCAAA